AAAGUGUUUUAUAAGUUGUUUUGUUAGAGGUGUACGUAACGAUAGUUACAUAUCGUUUGCUCGUAAGGCUUUAAUGUUGCUUUGUGUAAUAAAACUAUAAAGUUAGUACAUUAGCUUUAUGUAAAGCAUAGCAUGCAAUAGCUAAUGUGCGUAUAAUUUAGUAUUAUGAGGGACAUUUUAAACAAAUUGUAUUUGCAUGAGGGCAUUGUAAGAACCACAAUCUUACAGUGCAAGUCACAUACAGUAUAUUAAAUCUCAGUGUGGUUAUACUGGUAGUACAUCAGCGGGCUGCUUGCCCGCUAAUGUACUAAAGUGUACUUUGUGCAUUUAGCGUACUAAAGUGUACUUUGUGCAUUUAGCGUGGAUACCACUUGAGGGUUGAUGUUUCAACUGCACCACUGUAUGACUACGAUACCACAGCGCCCCCCCACCGCCACUGUGUGUUGAUGCGUGGCUCUGACCGCCAAUAUCGAUAUUUCAAGUCUUUGUUUUAUUGAGAGUUGUUUGGGGUUCGCUCACAAUUGCCAACAACCCAACCACCACGAGUGGUCGCAGUCGUGCCGAGUGUGACUUGGGAUGUUCGGUAAAAUCAGACGACGACGAGGAGGAGGAGGCGGGAACUUUGAGAGAAGAGCUGGCAACAUGUUGACCGUGUUUGUUCGACGUUUCGCUGGAGGGCACAUGAAGCGGCGUCUGGCAAAAGCACGGCUCUCGCUUGACGUUCAAUGUUUGAUGGAAAAACCCCAAAUCAGUCGGCAUUUUACCAUGAGGCGCCUCAAUUUAAUUUCCCUUUGUCAGGUGGCGGUGUGUUGUAGUGAAACAACCGGGGUGUGUGUACGUGCACGUGUCGCGUGAGGUAUUGCCACGCGGGUUCAGGAAAGGGCGGUCCUGCACAGAUUCCAUAUUUUCUGUCCGUCUGCUUGGAAAGGAAGAUCUCGACGUUUCAGCUGACUGACCAUCCACAGGAAAUGUUUGCGGUUUAUAGAGAAUGUCUUUAAAAAUAUUGUAUGUUUGUGCGGCAGAGCGAAGCAACUCGACUCUGAAGCGGAGGCUGCAAGAGGCCGAAUGGCGUUUGUCCGCGAGUCAGGCGACCGAGUCUCAGCUGCGGGAAGAGUGCGCGAGGGUGCAGGGCGUUGUGCACAGCCUGCAGAAGUCACUGCACCGCUCCCUGGAUGUUGGAGAAGAAAACGAGGCCCUGAAGCAGAGAGGGAGGGAGAUGGACCUGGGUUUGGUAGAACUGCAGACGUGUCAUGAUGAGGAGUUGCGGAGGCUGGAUACGGAGCGGCUGGUGAGGCAGGAGAAGCACUCGCUGCUCCUCGCCUCCACGCAGCAGGAGGCGGAGCGCAGGGUGGCGGAGGAGGCAGGGCGGCUGCAGGAGGUCAUCGGUCAGGGGCAGCAGGAGGUGGAGACGCUCGCAAGGCGGCUGAGCGACGUUGAGAAACAGAAGGGAGCCAAGCUUCUCAAGCUUCAAGUGGAGUACGACACCAAGAUCGUGAAGCUGCAAAGCGUCGCUCUGCUCAGCAAGCAGAGGAGCAGCGGAGCCUCCGACCACGACAUCUUCAGACAGAAGCUGCAGCACCUUCAGGCGAGCAAGGACCAGGAGAUUGCGGCGCUGCAGAGGCAGGUGAAGCAACUGGAGCACAGGCUGCACAUGGAGCAAGACUCGCUGCCAAAGAGACGAAGGCUGUAACCGCCCCGAUGGCACAACGUGCUUUUUGCAGCGUGGCAUCGUUAGCACGGAACGUAGGACGGAGAUACUCGCGCGUACGGGGAGAGGCGUCCAGCAGGUGCUGUUUCUGGGCACGGUUUGUCAAUUGGGGAAUGGCACAGAAGGGCAGGUGUGUGGUGUUACCCAUGGGAAGUGGAGUGCUCUGCCAUCUGUGCCUGUAACUGUUUGCUGUUGGUAAUCCGGGAUGCAUCGUACCAGUGUGUUUUUUGCUGUUACGUGCGCUAACGCACACGUUGCAGAGUGACGUCCUUUUCAUACGUCGCCUGUUCGUGUCAAGUUAGUCUCUGUCGGAAAGACGCCCGUUGCGAUAAUGUUAUUGUUGUCUUCACUUCGGGUGAUUUGAGCUGGCAUUCUUGCAGACUGUUCAGUGCCGACUGCAGGAAUGAGUUGGCGGGUGGUUAAAGGCGGAGGAGUAAUGAUUAAUCCCUCCCACCCUAAUGGAUUUUGCAUCUCUGCAUUGCUAUUUAAAAUAGCUUUUUUCCCUUCACAUUGUGGUGGAUGUAGCAGUCACCAACGGCUGCAGAGGUCUCGUGAAGAUAUCUCGUACAACACAAACGAAUCGGAUAAGCUUCGAGUCCUACACGCGAUUGGAUGUGUGCGUUGGCGAGCUUCAGAAUCCAAAUCAAUCGACGCAUCGUUGCGACUCCAGUAAAAGAGCCGAGGCAAUUUCGCGAAGGAACUUUGAGGGUGCAGACAAAGAGAAAGUCACGCAGCGCCACUUGCGUCCCAACAGGGCCGAGCCUUGCAGCAGCCAACCUCAGCCAGUGAUUGUCAUUCUUUCAGCACGUAGACAUGAACUUUUUGCCGUUUCUAAUCAAUAGUGCGGUACAUUCUUGCCUCAUGUCUGAAAAACAAGUAAAUCAAUCACAAAGGCUCCAGGUUUGGGCCGUGAAAAAAAAGAUAGCAAGUGAAUUUGUCUUCCAUAUGAAUGACUUGCCCUCUUGUAUCCCGUACCUACGAGAAACAAGCCCAGUGCAUCGAUUGGAAAAUAAUCACAUCGUAUAUUUUGACUCAAAAAGUGGUUCCUUGACGUUUACAUCUGGCAGAUCGCCAGCAUUGAUUCAAGCAACACGUGACUGCUGGUGAACACACAUCUCGGAACCGGUACACACGUUGCUUGUGUCAGGUCAGAGGGGCUGGUGGGUUGUGUAAAAAACAAUACUUGUAUAUUUUAUGUGGGGAGAGAUUUAUGAAGGAGAUGGAUUUCCUGCUUAUCCCAUUUGUUUCAUGUAGAGUACGGGGCCUUACGCUGAUUAAUUCCGCGAGUGUGAGAAUGGCGAUGUAGCAAGCUCACUACCUCCCCUCUCCGGUUCCCUGCGCACGUUAUGCUGAGCCAAGCACCUCAUUAAGUUAUCCGGCGAUGCUGCGUUGGCAGCGGUGCGCAAGCACAAUUAACAAAAACACACUCGUCGAUUACACUGCCUUAAAUGGGAAAGUACAUAAUAGGCGACCUUUCACCUUCAUAGCAAAUUCAUCUUAAGGCAAUAAUUUAUGUGCAAUGAAGAAUGGCCGUUGCCCGAAACGUCGCUUUAUUUUUUACUUUAAGACAAUGCUAUUGAUGAAUGUGAUUUUUUUUCCGUUCCUCAUCCAUCAGGAGGCACUAGUUCAUCGGUCCCUGUGGUGCAGUGUAGGAGUUGGAAAUGCAAGGUUUCAGUGCGGGGAGAUUUACUCCGUGGUUUCCCAUUGUCGAGAACAUCUUAUUCACACACGGGCACGCACACGCACGUGAACGCAAAGACAAAGGUCCCCCGUGAAGCUUGGACACACUGUUGGGGAAAGUGCUGUUGGUAAGCGCCUAUGAAGGCAAACUCGAAACACAAGUGAGUGGGUGGGUGGUAUAGCCAGCUCCACGCUCAACUGCCUUUGUAUCGCCAAUGCUGAUAUUUACGCAUCGCACCAGCUACUUAUCUUAAGGCCGAGUCGAUGUAGGGGUGGCCCAUGCCCAGUUAAAAUAACUGUCGCUUAUGUUGGCUGCAAUCGAGCUUUGGGCUCGUAGCGCAGUGCGCUAACCAUGACGCUCGUGCUCACCAUGCAGGAGCGCACACAUCUGUGCCUUAUGUGUGCGUUUGCACAUACGGUACAAUAAACAUUUGGGCUAAGCGAGAAAGGCUACAAAAAUAGAUAGAAAAAUAUAUCCAAGUGAAACUCUAUCUAAUUAACCUACGUGGAGCAGGACACUGCGUCCUGCAGUCGAUACGCGCAUGUUGUAUAUAACAUGUACACAUCACUAUUUCACUCUUUACUAAUACACUUAGCAUCAAAUUCCUGAACCUCAUGGUCGCACCGUGUCUCGUUCCCACACACACACCUAUCACACGUCUCCCACCUGCGUGUGUGUGCAUGUUGAACUUCGCACCUUACGUAACCAACCGUGCUAAUAGGAGGUGCGAUUCGUGCGUCUGCUACUUCACCAACCCCCUGUUUUAUACCCCAACCUGAUCCUGGCUUCUAGAAGUUUAUAGAACCGACUCGAUCCUACCCCUUGGGGCUUUAAGCCCUCAAUUAUGACCACACCACCCGGUCAUCACAAACGCGCGUAUCGGCCGACCACGCGCUCACGUUGUAUGCCAAUGUGCGGGGAGCGGAUUCUCGAUGCCUUUGUCAACACUAGGAAAUGCCGUCUCCAAAAAUGGUGAAAUCAAUACAAUGUGUAAGCUUGCGUACAAUUGCAAAUAUAAUGCUCUGUACUUUUCUGAUGUAUGAAAUUCGGUAAUCCCGUUUCCUGUGUGGAUGAUACCCCUGAUUGUUUUCGGUGCUCUGCUUGGGCUGUUUGAAGACAAACAGCGAGACGUCUGUGCCCAAUUGUUGCACGUUGCGUAAGGCUUUCCAAACACGCCGGUGUGCAGGAGCGGCAAUGAAUUGGCACAUUCGUUCACGUGCCAACUUUGCCGUAUUUAUUUUACAAAAACAAAAUGAAUAAACUUUCAAAGCCCGUGAGAAUAUCU
This is a messenger RNA of Lethenteron reissneri (Far Eastern brook lamprey), 4674 nucleotides long. RefSeq names its product coiled-coil domain containing 152 (gene CCDC152). Lineage: Eukaryota; Metazoa; Chordata; Hyperoartia; Petromyzontiformes; Petromyzontidae. The record is from RefSeq and is a predicted model, not a curated record.